AACCAGGUGGCAUGACACCUUCUCCAGCAAAAUUGUUAUCCAAACCGAGUGGGGGUUUAGAACUCAGGGUACAUACCCUCAAAGGCUGCAUUGACAUUUGUUUCUCUAGAAUAAAGACAUCACUUGCAUCCCUUGGAGCCACAGUAUUAAUUCUCAUCGGUCUGUUUCCUCUGACCAUGUCAUGGGGCUGAAAAUGAGACAGACUUUAAAUAGAAGGUGUGACGUGGCAUGUGGCUUUAUGCAAGUUUACUCACUAAUGGCCCAUUGUGACUUUGAGUUUCUGGAUCCCCACCUCCCCAGCCUUGCCCCAGAAAGCAGUACUGACUGGAGUGUAGCCCCUUCCCAAACUGCUGCUGUGCUGGGGUGUAGUGACAGGAGGCCCAGGGAAUAGCUGCUUCAGAGCUCUGUUACUGCAGCCCACCAGCAGGGCAGGGCGGUAACAGCCCUUUCUUCUAGUUUCCUCCCUGGGCCUCCAAAGAAUUCAAAAGGCUGGAGGCUGAGACCUUUCAGAGUGACAGAGUUCCUGCUUUCCAGAGGGUGUGUCAGCCCUCCUGGGGCCAUGCCUGAGGCUGCUGGCUCAUGUGGGUUAUACCUGAGAUGAAUCCCCUUUCAGUCAGUGACUUGGUUUCUACCGUCAGUCAGUGAAGAUGCCUGGGCUGGGAAAGGAGCUCUAAUCAGCCAGCUUUUAGGAUGGGCAAUGCCGUUGAAAAACAGAAGCCCCUGAGACAAAGCCAGCUGUACCCCUGGAAACAAGACUCUCAGCGUUCUCAUCUCUCCUCCUUCACCAUGAAGCUGAUGGACAAAUUCCACUCUCCUAAAAUCAAGAGAACACCAUCCAAGAAGGGAAAGCCAGCCGAGGUGUCAAAGACUCCUGAGAAGCCCGUAAGCAAAGAGGCAAGAGACAGAUUUCUACCAGAGGGCUACCCUAUCCCCUUGGAUCUGGAGCAGCAGGCAGUAGAAUUUAUGUCCACCAGUGCUGUGGCUUCCAGGUCUCAGAGGCAGAAGAACCUGUGCUGGCUGGAGGAGAAAGAGAAGGAGGUUGUCAGUGCCUUGCGCUACUUUAAGACCAUUGUGGACAAAAUGGCCAUUGAUAAGAAGGUUCUGGAGAUGCUCCCAGGGUCAGCCAGCAAGGUGCUAGAGGCCAUCUUACCACUGGUGCAGACCGACCCUCGGAUCCAGCACAGCUCAGCCCUCUCCUCCUGCUAUAGCAGAGUAUACCAGAGCCUCGCCAACCUCAUCCGAUGGUCUGACCAGGUGAUGCUAGAGGGCGUGAACUCAGAAGAUAAAGAGACGGUGACGACUGUGAAGGGGGUCAUCAAAGCUGUGCUGGACGGAGUGAAGGAGCUAGUGAGGCUAACCAUUGAGAAACAGGGACGGCCAUCACCAACAAGCCCAGUGAAGCCCAGCUCCCCAGCCAGCAAGCCUGACGGCCAGCCUGAGCUCCCUCUGACAGACCGAGAAAUGGAGAUCCUGAACAAGACGACAGGUGUGUCACCAUCCACCGAACUGCUCCCAGACUCCAUUAGUGAAGAGGUUGCGCCCCCCAAGCCCCCUUUACCUGGAAUCCGGGUGGUUGAUAACAGUCCACCAGCACUGCCGCCCAAGAAGAGGCAGUCAGCUCCAUCCCCUACCCGAGUGGCUGUGGUAGCCCCUAUGAGCCGAGCUACCAGCGGCUCCAGUUUGCCUGUUGGAAUCAACAGGCAGGACUUUGAUGUUGACUGUUACACCCAGAGGCGCCUGUCGGGAGGCAGCCGCUCCUGUGGUGGUGAGUCUCCUCGCCUGUCCCCCUGCAGCAGCACCGGCAAGCUCAGCCGGUCAGACGAGCAGCUGUCCUCCCUAGACAGGGAUAGCGGGCAGUGCUCGAGGAACACAAGCUGUGAAACACUAGAUCACUAUGACCCCGACUAUGAAUUCCUCCAACAAGACCUCUCCAACGCAGACCAGACCCCUCCACAGGCGGCCUGCAGCCUCAGCCCACUACCGGAGUCCCUGGGGGAGUCUGGGCCUCCGUUACUUGGCCAUCCUUUCCAGCUGCCUCUGGGCAGCUGUCCCCAGCAGGAGGGGCAGAAGACAGACACUCCACCUGCCCUUCCUGAGAAGAAGCGCAGGAGUGCAGCCUCCCAGACCACGGACAGCUCUGGCUGCAGGGUGUCCUAUGAGCGGCACCCCUCACAGUAUGACAACAUCUCAGAAGAUGACCUGCAGAACUCAGUCCAGCCCAUGCCCUACACGCCCUUUGCUGCUGUCCCUCCCUUUCAGCAGAGAGCUUCCACAGCGCCUGUUGAGUUUGUGGGAGAUUUCAGUGCUCCUGAGUCAGCGGGUGACCCAGAAAAGCCACCUCCUCUACCAGAGAAGAAAAACAAACACAUGCUGGCCUACAUGCAGCUGCUGGAGGACUACUCAGAGCCGCAGCCCUCCAUGUUCUACCAGACGCCGCAGAGUGAGCACAUCUACCAGCAGAAGAACAAGAUGCUCAUGGAGGUCUACGGCUUCAGCGACUCCUUCUGCGCUAGCGACUCCACACAGGAGCUGGCCCCUCCACCCGCCUUGCCCCCCAAGCAGCGGCAGCUGCAGGCCUCCUAUGCUGCUUCUUCCUUCUCUGUCUCCUACUGUGUCCAGCAAACUAAAGUGGCCUUCACCCCCGAGGACGGCAGUGCCGCUCAGGGCCUCAGUGUAUCCGUGUCUAACUCCUUUCUCAACCGGCACGGCAGCUUGCCUGUGCCCUCGUACAAAUCUGUGUUUAGGUCUUACUCCCAGGACUUCAUGCCUCACCACCAAGCCUCCGUCCAACCUUUCCUUCCGCCUACCUCCUCUUCCUCUCCACAUUUCCCACCUGUCCACGCGUCCCAGAGCUCGGACUUAGCGGUGCCCACCGUAAGCAGUCCGCCUCCCAGCACCGUGGACGGGCCUCUCUCGUCUCCUCAGGACAACAGCUUUCAUGGGAACCCUAUCCGUCUUCCUUCCGAAACCUCUUUCACUGACUCGAGUGAAAAUGCCACCAGUGAGGAAGCUGGUGGCGGUGAAUAUGUCAAUCUGUACUCUUCUGGCCAGACCAACAAGGAGCUGGCGCCCUCUCGAGGAGAACUACCAUCUGGGAAGGACGGACAUCCCAGAGAUCCCUCGGUCAGCAGUGCAUCCGGGAAAGACAGCAGAGAAAAUGGGGAGAGGUCCCCAAAGUCACUGGAUGCCCUGGAGUCGGCCCAGUCAGAAGAAGAAGUAGAUGAACUGUCCCUCAUUGACCACAAUGAAAUUAUGGCCAGGCUGACACUCAAGCAAGAGGGUGAUGAUGGGCCAGAUGUUCGUGGAGGUUCAGGAGACAUCUUACUGGUCCAUGCUACUGAGACAGACAGAAAAGAUCUGGUGCUGUACUGUGAAGCCUUCCUGACGACCUACAGGACCUUCAUCAGCCCGGAGGAGCUCAUCAAGAAGCUGCAGUAUCGAUACGAGAAGUUCUCUCCCUUUGCUGACACGUUCAAGAAGCGAGUCAGCAAGAACACAUUCUUUGUGCUGGUGCGAGUGGUGGAUGAACUCUGCCUGGUGGAGCUGACGGAGGAGAUCCUGAAGCUGCUCAUGGAGCUAGUCUUCCGCCUAGUGUGCAGCGGGGAGCUCAGCCUGGCCAGGGUACUUCGGAAGAACAUUCUGGACAAAGUGGACCAGAAGAAGCUGCUCAGGUGUGCCCACUCCGACCAGCCUCUGGCAGCCAGGGGUGUCGCAGCCAGGCCAGGGACCUUACAUGAUUUUCACAGCCAUGAGAUCGCAGAGCAGCUGACACUGCUGGACGCUGAGCUUUUCUAUAAGAUAGAGAUCCCUGAAGUGUUGCUUUGGGCCAAAGAGCAGAAUGAGGAGAAGAGCCCCAACCUGACCCAGUUCACUGAGCACUUCAACAACAUGUCCUACUGGGUGCGCUCCAUCAUCAUGCUGCAGGAGAAGGCCCAGGACCGGGAGAGGCUGCUGCUCAAGUUCAUCAAGAUCAUGAAGCACCUGCGCAAGCUAAACAACUUCAACUCCUACCUGGCCAUCCUCUCAGCACUGGACUCAGCACCCAUCCGCAGACUGGAGUGGCAGAGGCAGACCUCAGAGGGCCUGGCGGAGUACUGCACAUUGAUUGACAGCUCAUCCUCCUUCCGAGCCUACCGGGCCGCCCUCUCAGAGGUGGAACCCCCAUGUAUCCCGUACCUAGGUCUGAUCCUGCAGGACCUGACCUUCGUACACUUGGGAAACCCAGACUAUAUUGACGGGAAAGUGAACUUCUCCAAGAGGUGGCAACAGUUCAACAUCUUGGACAGCAUGCGAUGCUUCCAGCAGGUGCACUAUGAAAUCCGGAGAAAUGACGACAUCAUAAACUUCUUCAAUGACUUCAGUGACCACCUGGCUGAGGAGGCCCUAUGGGAACUCUCUCUGAAGAUCAAGCCCAGGAACAUAACAAGGCGGAAGACAGACCGCGAAGAAAAGACCUAGGAGCAGACUGGCUGUGAGAACGCUCGAGCGGCCAGGGGAGGACCUGGACCGUCCCAGCCUCAGAGCCUGUCCAUGGCUUGGCUGUGUGGCAGCACCUGAUCCUGCUGGCCGGUUUCCUGCCUCCCUCCCUGUGGCUGAAGCCCCAGGGUUCACCAUGAGAUGGCCAGCAGGCCUCAGGACUGGUUUGUGUACUGGUGGCCCCUGGUCUGGCUCCCUCCUGUUCCCUACUGUCCCUCUCCAGCUGGGGAGCAGCAGACCAGGGAAAUGGUAGACUUCACCCUCCCAAAGCUGCCCUAGCCUUCUCAAGUGACAGAAGAGUAGAGGCCCCCGGCCCCUUGGGUGGGCUGCCCUCCAGGGCACCUGGAGCCGGGGGAGAGAUGGUGGGAAAGGGCCACGGCAGGAAUCUUCUGCUGUCCAUUCCCCGCCUUUUAAACGUGGAGGAUGAGGCAUGUGGGCCUGGCCCAUGAAGCAUGAGGGGUGACAGGCAACAGCUACGGAGCUGGCACUGCUCACAGUACUGGCUCCAGGCCUUCCUACCAUUCAUGGCCCGCUAAGGCUCACCUGCUGGGCCGUGGCAGCACCACCAGUAGCACCUUCCAUCCUGUUGCCCCCACCACUGGUCCAACCCCAGCCCACAUCACUGGCACUCUUGCGGAUCAGGAAGAGGAAGCAAAAGGGAGAGUUCAUGCUAAGCUGGGGCCAAGGCUGUGCUUCUGAGUGGGUCAGAGAGUGAGAAUCUUUAGUGACCUAGGGAGAGGCAAGCAGCCCCUCCAUGCUUGCUGUGUGCCUUAAAUGCCAUCUCCUGUCCCUUUCAGGCCUAUAGGCUUCCCUCCUACUUCGCCUGACCCCUGGCAGCCAGCAGGUCCUGGGCCCUUGUUGCUCCCUGGGAAUGCCUGUUGUCCCUGAGAAGGCUGAACAGGCCUGG
Messenger RNA from Acomys russatus (golden spiny mouse), 5383 nucleotides. RefSeq names its product Rap guanine nucleotide exchange factor 1 (gene Rapgef1). The transcript is spliced from 27 exons. Gene Ontology annotation, cellular component: plasma membrane. Gene Ontology annotation, biological process: Ras protein signal transduction; positive regulation of GTPase activity. Lineage: Eukaryota; Metazoa; Chordata; Mammalia; Rodentia; Muridae. Bases 691 to 4458 code for a protein of 1255 amino acids. The record is from RefSeq and is a predicted model, not a curated record. Gene Ontology annotation, molecular function: guanyl-nucleotide exchange factor activity.